Molecule: messenger RNA, 360 nt
Organism: Mycosarcoma maydis (corn smut)
Lineage: Eukaryota; Fungi; Basidiomycota; Ustilaginomycetes; Ustilaginales
Product: putative translation initiation factor eIF1
Exons: 2
Coding region: 1-360 (119 amino acids)
Biological process (GO): translational initiation
Cellular component (GO): eukaryotic 43S preinitiation complex
Molecular function (GO): translation initiation factor activity; ribosomal small subunit binding; RNA binding
Source: RefSeq, a predicted model, not a curated record
AUGAAUAUUCAAAACCUCGCCAGUUACGAUCCCUUCGCCGAUCUCGGCGACGAGUCAAAGCAAGACGCUACCUCCCAGGCGACAAAGAAGCAACAGACCCAGAAUUACGUUCACAUCCGUAUCCAGCAGCGAAACGGACGUAAGACCCUCACCACUCUCCAGGGACUUCCUAAAGAGUAUGACCAGAAGAAGCUGCUGAAGGCCUUCAAGAAGGAAUUCGCAUGCAACGGUACCAUUGUUGACGACGAGGAGCUCGGACAGGUUAUCCAGCUCCAGGGUGACCAGCGUCAGAAGGUGGCUGCUUUUAUCGUCCAGGAGGGUAUCACCUCCAAGACCGAGGUCAAGGUGCACGGUUUCUAA